ACAAAAUGUGGUUUUAAAAUUUUUUUUCUAUUUUUUUUUUUUCUUGUUUUUCUUACGAAAUUUUUUUGAAACUCGAGAAACUAGUUUAACGAUACAUCGCGAUGUAAGAGUUUUCAGACUGGUUCGCAGAUUUGAGUACAAAGCUUAACCAGAGGGUCGAGUAUUAAGUAACGAAUCUUUGAUGAAAACCAGAGAGCGAGAGCAACGUCUAAAUUAAAGUAAAUUGUUUGUAUCCGCCACAAAUUGCAUUAAUCGCAAUCGCUUGAAUCAUCGAAGCAGCAACAUAUCGUCAACAGUGUUGUUUCAGCUGUUGAGCAUUUCAGAUCGUCAAAAAUGGGCUACGAAGAGUGGAGCGCAAAUGAAGAGAUACAAUAUCUACGCGAUUAUCUUCGGAUACCGACAGUGCAUCCAGAUCCUGACUAUGCGCCCGCUGUAGAGUUUAUAAAACGUCAGGCUGAGGAGUUGCAGUUGCCCGUUUCUAUCUUCCAUCCCUUUGAUGGCAAAAAUCCCAUAGUGAUCAUCACCUGGGAGGGUGAUCAGCCGGACCUGCCUUCGAUCUUCCUCAACUCACAUAUGGAUGUGGUCCCUGUUUUCCCAGAGAACUGGUCGCGUGCCCCAUUUAGCGCCGAUAUGGAUGUGUGUGGAAACAUUUACGCUCGCGGUGCACAGGAUAUGAAAUGUGUGGGCGCUUGGUAUAUGGCGGCUAUAAGGGCAUUGAAAUGCAGCGGAUCGAGAUUCAAGCGCACCAUCCAUAUUUGCUUUGUGCCAGAUGAGGAAAUGGGCGGUCGCCGUGGCAUGCGACCAUUUAUUGAUACCGAAGACUUUCGCAAGCUGAAUGUGGGUUGUGGACUUGAUGAAGGCAUGGCUUCCACCGGAGAAGCAAUUCCAGUUUAUUAUGGCGAACGCACCGUGUGGCGAAUGACUUUUAAGGCCUCGGGACAAGCUGGUCAUGGUUCGCUGUUGUUGGGUAACACAGCGGGCGAAAAGAUUCAAUAUAUAAUAAACAAAAUGAUGGCAUUACGUCAGUCACAAGUGGAUCGCUUGAGGAGUGACAAAAAUCUGAGAAUUGGCGAUGUGACGACUGUGAAUUUAACUCGACUUGGCGGCGGCAUACAGAGCAAUGUGAUACCACCAAUGUUAACAGCUGGCUUCGACACAAGGCUAGCAAUCGAUGUUGAUUUGGAAAAGCAAGAGGAUCAAUUUCAAAAGUGGUGCGCAGAGGCUGGCGGCGGUAUUGAGAUUGAAUUUGAUCAGAAACAUCCAUUUGUGAAACCCUCGAGCAUUUGUUGUUCUAAUAAUCCCUUCUGGGCAACUUUCAAGAAGGCCACAACGGACUUAGGUCUAACAAUUGAACCGCAGAUUUUCAAUGGCGGCACAGACAGUCGCUAUUUGCGUAGAGUGGGAAUUCCAGCCUAUGGAUUCUCUCCGUUGCAUCAUCAUCCCGUUUUGUUGCACGAUCACAAUGAGUUCAUUAAUGCAAAUGUUUACCUGAAAGGAAUCGAAAUUUAUAAACGUGUUAUUAGCGAUUUGGCUAAUGUAGACGGUUGAGUUGAAGUUUCAGAACAUACAGAAAUGAAUAAAUGAAAUGAGUAAGAAAUAUA
Messenger RNA from Drosophila sulfurigaster albostrigata, 1601 nucleotides. RefSeq names its product aminoacylase-1-like. The coding region runs from base 334 to 1548 and encodes 404 amino acids. NCBI's taxonomy places the organism in Eukaryota, Metazoa, Arthropoda, Insecta, Diptera, Drosophilidae. The transcript has 7 exons. The record is from RefSeq and is a predicted model, not a curated record. Gene Ontology annotation, biological process: amino acid metabolic process. Gene Ontology annotation, molecular function: aminoacylase activity. Gene Ontology annotation, cellular component: cytoplasm.